Molecule: messenger RNA, 666 nt
Organism: Gongylonema pulchrum
Lineage: Eukaryota; Metazoa; Nematoda; Chromadorea; Rhabditida; Gongylonematidae
Source: the annotation of a GenBank genome assembly
AUGAAGAGCAGCUUUCAGGUACUGUUUGCGUUGCGUCAUCACAGAAAUUUGAAUAUCAAUUCAAAUUUGAUGCGCACUUCCGUCCUCUCACUAGCGGUUCGAAAUCAAAAUGAAACAAUUGUGCGAAUACUUCUGGAUCACGGCUGCGCGCUCAACAAGUUCUCACCAGAUGACAAUGGUCAUCUGGAGACUCCGCUGUACACAGCUACUCGACUCCAUAAUUACAACAUCGUUCAGCUACUCCUGAUGUAUGGAGCAGAUCCGAAUGUAACCGUAUCGAGCAAUCGGACACCUCUAUUCAUUGCAGCCAAGGAACGGUGCUUUAAUAUUUGCAAUCUAUUAAUUGCAUUUGGAGCAAAUCUGGACAUCCCGGACUGUACUGGUCAAACUCCCUUGCAUCUUGCGUGCAGGAACAAUGAUGGUUCUAAAUUUUGUGAGCGAAUUGCGAUGUUACUCAUUGCUCAUGGAGCAAACGUGCGAGCUGCCGAUUUCAAACGACGCAUUCCUUUGGAUUUUGCUGAAAUAAAUGCAUCCAUUGCCAUUAUUGAAGGCCUGAUCGAAGACGGCUCUCCGAUCAGUAAACACAUGAAAGAACGGUUCGUUCUUCAUAUAUUUGUGAAGUAUGUUAUAUGUCAGAGACACAGCAGCAAAAUUUGCUUGAGCUAG